AUGGGUGGUGUUUGUGUGCGCGAUGUGGGACAUGGCAUUCGCAGGCACCUCUUACAUGUUCGUGAGCAUAUCGCCGGUGAUAAAGAGCAGCAUGGGUUUCAACCAGAAGCAGGUGGCGUUGUUGAGCGUGGCCAAGGAUUUGGGAUCUUCCAAAAUGUUCUCGGUUAUGGCCUUGUUUGGCUUCUCGUCACGCACCGCAUUCGGUCUCUGCCUUUCUAG
Messenger RNA from Sphenostylis stenocarpa, 219 nucleotides. The record is from the annotation of a GenBank genome assembly. Lineage: Eukaryota; Viridiplantae; Streptophyta; Magnoliopsida; Fabales; Fabaceae.